Molecule: messenger RNA, 888 nt
Organism: Trichoderma virens Gv29-8
Lineage: Eukaryota; Fungi; Ascomycota; Sordariomycetes; Hypocreales; Hypocreaceae
Exons: 2
Coding region: 1-888 (295 amino acids)
Source: RefSeq, a predicted model, not a curated record
AUGGCCAAGGGGGUGAUUUUACCUUCUCCAUCAGUCAAGGUUGAGGUAUCAGCGCUUCCCACUGGCAAACUCUACUUGCCUGAUCGAUGGCUGUUUGAAGAUGGCAAUAACGAUAUACGGAAAGCACGGCAAUUUUCUCCCGACUUCAGUUUUCUCAUUAGCCACCCAUCCGGCGAGCACAUUCUGUUCGACCUUGGGUUGAGAAAAGCAUUUGUUCCGAAAGAUGCCACCGAUCUUCUCAAUGAAGGCCCAGUAAAAUCAUCUGACAUUUCAACUGUUGUCUUUUCACAUCUUCAUUUCGAUCACACCGGAGAUCCAGCCAAGUUUUCCCAUGCAACUUUUGUAACUGGCCCAGGAUCUUUCGCGGCAACCACUCCAGGAUACCCUAAAGUAGCCAAGUCGCCAUUUCUUUCUGUCGUUAUCGACCACCCGAAGUAUCGAGAGCUGUCAUUUGAGACAGAUCGGUGGGUUCCGGUCGGGCCGUUUGAGCGUGCAUACGAUUACUUUGCGGAUGGCUCAUUCUAUCUUCUUGACACACCUGGUCAUAUGGCCGGCCAUUUAGGUGCAUUGGCACAUACAGGCGAGGAUGAAUGGGUCUUUAUGGGAGGUGAUUGCUGUCAUCAUCGCGCAUUACUGGUAGGAGCGCGCCCAGUCAGUACCACUGUGGGCCCUAACGGGACACCGAGCUUUCAUAAGGAUCCCCAAACUGCAAUCUCUACUAUUCACAAAGUAAAUGUUUUGCAAAGUGGAGGAGAUGUGCUAGCUGCACUGGCCCAUGAUGCGAUCCUAGAAGGGCGGAUGCCUUUAUAUCCAAAGAAGCUUAACGGAUGGAAAGGAUCUCAAUGGAAGCAAAGUAUAGAUGAUAGUGUAAGGGAGAUGUAUGAGUAA